This is a messenger RNA of Onychomys torridus (southern grasshopper mouse), 681 nucleotides long. It is a transcript of the gene Tm4sf20, whose product is annotated as transmembrane 4 L six family member 20. Lineage: Eukaryota; Metazoa; Chordata; Mammalia; Rodentia; Cricetidae. The transcript has 4 exons. Gene Ontology annotation, cellular component: membrane. The record is from RefSeq and is a predicted model, not a curated record. The coding region runs from base 1 to 681 and encodes 226 amino acids.
AUGACGUGCUGUGAAGGGUGGACAUCCUGCAAUGGCUUCAGCCUGCUGAUUCUGAUUAUUUUAGGAGUAGUUAUCAAUUGUAUACCUCUGGGUAUCAGCUUGAUGGAGGGAGAUUCAGCUUCUCAAAACCCCAUCUCUUGCUAUGAGUGGUGGUUACCAGGAAUUAUAGGAGCCGGUGCGCUGGCCAUCCCAGCAACAACAAUGUCCUUGGCAUCGAGAAAAAGAGCAUGCUGCAAUAACAAGACAGGGAUGUUUCUUUCAUCGCUCUUAAGUGUAAUCACAAUCAUCGGUGCGGUGUAUUGCAUGUUGGUAUCACUCCAGGCUCUCUUGGAAGGUCCUCUCAUCUGUAGCUCUCAAGCCAACAGCACCGUCUCUUGUGAAUUUUCAUUGAGAAACUUAAGUGACUUCCAUCCUGAAUCCUUCAGUCUGCAGUGGUUCUUCCAAGACUCUUGUGUUUCUCCUACUGGUUUAAAAAACUCCAGCAUCAGUGACAUCAUCAAUAACUGGAGCAUACCAAACUCUAACUCUGAAGAAGACAGACAUAGGAUUUUCCACUUCUCAGUAUUUCUCGGUCUCCUGCUUGUUGGAAUCCUUGAGCUCCUGUUCGGGCUCAGUCAGAUACUCAUUGGUUUCCUUGGCUGUCUGUGUGGUGUCUCUAGAAGAAGGAGUCAAAUUGUGUAG